GUGCGAGGCGGGCUCUCAGUGGUGCGGCCGGCGGGCGGCUAUGGCGGCCGUACGGGGCCUGCGAGUGUCGGUGAAAGCAGAGGCCCCAGCGGGGCCGGCCCUGGGCCUCCCGUCGCCUGAGACGGACUCUAGUUUGGAGCGUGGCGAGCCGGAGCCCAUGGAGGUGGAGGAGGGCGAGCUGGAGAUUGUGCCGGUGCGGCGCUCACUGAAAGAACUGAUCCCGGACACAAGCAGAAGAUACGAAAACAAGGCUGGCAGCUUCAUCACUGGAAUUGAUGUCACCUCCAAGGAAGCAAUUGAAAAGAAAGAACAGCGAGCCAAGCGCUUCCAUUUUCGAUCAGAAGUAAAUCUUGCCCAAAGAAAUGUAGCCUUGGACCGAGACAUGAUGAAGAAAGCAAUCCCCAAAGUGAGAUUGGAGACAAUCUACAUUUGCGGAGUAGAUGAGAUGAGUACCCAGGAUAUCUUUUCCUAUUUUAAAGAAUAUCCUCCAGCUCACAUUGAAUGGUUGGAUGAUACCUCCUGUAAUGUUGUCUGGCUGGAUGAAAUGACAGCCACACGAGCCCUUAUCAAUAUGAGCUCUUUGCCAGCCCUGGAUAAGAUAAGAAGCAGGGAUGCCAAUGAGGACAGGUCAUCUGAGAAAAGUAAAAAAGACAAGCAGGAAGACAGUUCGGAUGAUGAUGAGGCCGAAGAAGGAGAAGUUGAAGAUGAGAACUCCAGUGAUAUAGAGUUGGACACAUUGUCUCAAGUAGAAGAAGAGUCUCUGCUAAGAAACGAUCUUCGUCCAGCUAACAAACUUGCUAAAGGAAAUAGGUUAUUCAUGAGAUUUGCUACAAAAGAUGACAAAAAGGAACUUGGAGCAGCCAGAAGAAGUCAGUAUUACAUGAAAUACGGGAAUCCAAAUUACGGAGGCAUGAAAGGAAUUCUUAGUAAUUCUUGGAAGCGAAGGUAUCAUUCCCGUCGCAUUCAGCGGGAUGUGAUCAAGAAGAGAGCCCUGAUUGGGGAUGAUGUUGGCUUGACGUCCUAUAAACACCGACAUUCCGGACUAGUAAAUGUUCCGGAGGAACCCAUUGAAGAGGAGGAAGAGGAGGAGGAGGAGGAGGAGGAAGACCAGGACAUGGAUGCAGAUGACAGAGUGGUGGUAGAGUACCACGAGGAGCUCCCAGCUCUCAAGCAGACCCGGGAGCGGAGCACAUCUAGGCAGUCCAGUGCCAGCAGUUCAGACUCCGAUGAAAUGGACUAUGAUCUAGAACUGAAAAUGAUUUCCACUCCUUCACCAAAGAAAAGCAUGAAAAUGACCAUGUACGCUGAUGAAGUGGAAUCUCAGUUGAAAAACAUUAGGAACUCCAUGAGGGCAGAUACUGUAUCUACAAGCAAUAUCAAAAACCGAAUCGGUAACAAGUUACCAACUGAGAAAUUUGUAGAUGUCCGACAUCUGUUAGAUGAAAAACGUCAGCACACACGUCCACGGCCACCAGGCAGCAAUACUAAAUCAGAUAUACGCCAGCGGUUAGGAAAAAGACCAUAUUCUCCAGAAAAGGCGUUUAGUAGUAACCCAGUCUUUCGGAGAGAGCCUUUUUCUGAUGUACAUAGUAGACUGGGUGUUCCCAGGCAAGAUGUUAAAGGCCUCUACUCUGAUACUCGGGAGAAGAAAUCAGGUAGUUUAUGGACUCGCUUAGGAUCUGCACCCAAGACCAAAGAAAAGAACACGAAGAAGGUGGAUCACAGAACACCGGGCACUGAGGAAGACGACUCUGAGCUGCAAAGGGCAUGGGGGGCUCUGAUAAAGGAGAAAGAACAGUCUCGCCAAAAGAAGAGCCGCUGUUACCAGCACCCUUUUCCCAAGAAAAGUCAAUUCCCAGGUGCUUAUUGGACAGCCUUCGAGGGGGAAGAUGAGGGAAGCUGCCAGCUCACCCUUCCAGGACCCUAGUGUCGGGGCCGAAUCUCAUGGACCUGACUACAGAGGUGCACCAGUGCCGCCCAGGUAGAUAAGAGAUGCAGCGUCGAUCGUGCUUCCAUUCCUUCCUGGGGAUUUCUGUUAGGGGCCUCUUCGUAGCAAUCAGCUUGAAGUGAAGAUCAAGUUCAGUGCUGUGGGAUUUUUAGGAACAAAAAACUGUGACUUCUGGAUUUGGGGUGGACUUUUGUGCUAGGGGUGGGGUCAUGGGUUAAUGUUGAACAAUUUUUAAGUCUGUAUUAUGUUUAAAAAUAUUAAUGAUUUAAAAGUUAAAAUUUUUAAUUUUUAUAUGUGAAAAUACUUCCUGUUGGCUACAAGGGAGCUCAAGUGGUGUCUUAUGUGUGCUGUUAAAUAUAUAUUAUAUACUUUGGAAGAAGGCAAAGAGAGGAGUCUCAUUAUUUUUAAAUGAUCCUAAUUGUAUAGUCUGUCUGUUGUAUAUAGAAUUCAACUUGCUUUUUGGCCACUGUAGGAAAAAAAAAUCCAUCCAUCAGAGAUGGAGUCCUGUUGUUUAUUAUCACUUCAGAAGUGAUACGUUGGUAUUUAUUCUAUUUCCAAGUUCUGGCGCCUGAAGUUAUCUUUAAAACUGGCUAAUAAGAUCAUAGUUAUGGAAAUUUUAGCUUGUUUGUUUCUAAACUCCUUUCAGAUUAUUUUAAAGGCAGUAGAUUAUUUUGUCUUCCUGUUUGAUCUCUAUCUUGAAGUAUUUAAUGUUUAUAUUCCUUUGCAGGCUUAAAAAUAGUGUUUCUCUUCAAUUCACUAGAAUUUAGGAGUUAGAGAUUGUAAACCUUUGUCCCUUUGUGGUGUCACAGCUCUUCACCUGUCUGGCUUGUUUCCGUACCUAGUGUAGCCCUGGAUUCUAGAGAUCUUUACUUGUGGCUGAGCUAAUGGUCGCAUUGAUAGUUGAUUACAGUAUGGUGUGAUUGAAUGCAGAAUGCUGCUGCUAAUAAAGAAAAUAAAGGGCUGUGGGACUUAAGAGCUGCA
Messenger RNA from Acinonyx jubatus (cheetah), 2929 nucleotides. It is a transcript of the gene NCBP3, whose product is annotated as nuclear cap binding subunit 3. The record is from RefSeq and is a predicted model, not a curated record. Lineage: Eukaryota; Metazoa; Chordata; Mammalia; Carnivora; Felidae. The transcript is spliced from 14 exons. The coding region runs from base 41 to 1927 and encodes 628 amino acids. Gene Ontology annotation, cellular component: nucleus; cytosol. Gene Ontology annotation, molecular function: mRNA binding; RNA 7-methylguanosine cap binding.